AUGAUCACCGAAGAGGAAAAGGCUACCCUCCGUCUUCUUGUUCAACAUGUCUCUCGCGCAUUCUACGAGCCCAAGUUCAUUGUCGUUAUGGACCAGCUGGCGCGACAUGAGGUGCUAAAGGACGACGACCUUGCUGGACGGAUGGGCUUGCAGCUCAAGGAGCUCAACAAAAUCAUGGCAGUGCUGGAGAACGACGGUCUAAUCCAAGUGCAGAACGAACUUAAGGAAGGCGCCCAGCGUUCUGUUGGCAGGCAAUAUUUCUACUUGGAUUACCAGCAUUUUUGUAACGUCGUCAAGUGGCGAGUGGCUCACAUGCGGCGGACCAUCGAGCACGGCUUGCGGAAUGAACUAGACAACAAAGGUUACGUAUGCCCGCAAUGCGGCAAAUCGUACUCCACGCUCGAGGUUGACAAACUCAUGGACUUCGCACUCGGCGCCUUUGUCUGCGAGAUCUGCUCCGGUGAACUCAUCGACAACGAGAAUGCGGAGAGUGUCAGAGGAAGUCAGGACCGAAUGCAAAGGUUCAAUUGGCAGAUGCGAUAUAUUGUUGAGGGCUUGCGGAAGACCGAACCUAUGGUGUUGCCUGCGUUCGACGUCAUCCAAUUCAUCCACAAAAACUUCACCUCCGCCGACGCCUCCCAGAACGCUUCUAACGAGCCCGGAUCCGGCCUCAAAGUCGCUGGAUCAUCAGGCUCCUCACGGAAAGACGACGGUGUCGGUAUCGUUCUCUCAACUGACAAAGACGAGGACACGGUUCGGAAAGAGCGGGACGCGGAAGCUGCGGCAAAGAGGCAACAGAACGCGAUGCCAAGCUGGCAUAUGCAGAGUACGAUCACGGGUGAUCUGACUGCCCUGGGGAUUAAAGAGAGGCAGAGGAUAGAGGGGUUGAGUAACGGUAACCCUAUAAUCUUAGGGCCCGAUGGAUACGAUGAGAGUUUGAAGGGUCUAGGCAAGGUGGGGAGUACCGGUGGCACCACGAAUGGGUUAAACGGGGGGAUGCAGAUGAAUGGGGGAGACGGCAUCAAUUUGAAGGUGGAGGAUGCCAAACCGGAUCUUGACUCAAAUCCAGAAGCGGAUUACUACGACCAGUACUACGCCUCUCUUGCCGCGUCGGCUGCUCCAUCAGCAUCGCAGACACCAUCAAUUUUUCCGAUCGAUGACUUUGAAGAGGACAAGAAGCCCAACGUGGACUAUCUUGACUACAUGAAUGAGUUCAAGAAGAGGUCAAGAUCCUCUGAAGACGUUGGUGGGGACGGUCGGAAGGUUGCGCGGGUGGAUGUUCCUCUACUCAACGGUGCCAACGGUAUCAAUGGGCAUGGAGCCGUGAGUAAUGGGUACCCAUACACUAACGGGGUAUCCGGAGAGGAGAGUAUGGCGCCCACACCUGCAGCUGGCGGGGCAGAGGACGAUCCGCUGGUAUAUGUUAACGGGGAGCCAGUGCCAUUUUCGGCGGUUACGGAGGAACACCAGGAACUCAUGACACCCGAAGAGUACACAACCUACUUCGAAGUCUUCCAGGCCCGGUCAUGA
Molecule: messenger RNA, 1530 nt
Organism: Stereum hirsutum FP-91666 SS1
Lineage: Eukaryota; Fungi; Basidiomycota; Agaricomycetes; Russulales; Stereaceae
Exons: 7
Coding region: 1-1530 (509 amino acids)
Biological process (GO): transcription initiation at RNA polymerase II promoter; transcription open complex formation at RNA polymerase II promoter
Cellular component (GO): transcription factor TFIIE complex
Source: RefSeq, a predicted model, not a curated record